Myotis daubentonii (Daubenton's bat) is the source of this 1175-nucleotide messenger RNA. It is a transcript of the gene DTWD1, whose product is annotated as DTW motif tRNA-uridine aminocarboxypropyltransferase 1. Gene Ontology annotation, cellular component: nucleus. Gene Ontology annotation, molecular function: tRNA-uridine aminocarboxypropyltransferase activity. The record is from RefSeq and is a predicted model, not a curated record. Gene Ontology annotation, biological process: tRNA modification. Lineage: Eukaryota; Metazoa; Chordata; Mammalia; Chiroptera; Vespertilionidae.
GCCUUAGCAACGGCCGGCUCCUCCCUCCGGUGUCGCCCGGAAAGCGCUCCGCCGCGCUCGCGUUCGCGUUCGUGCACGAGCAGGGCGGGCGCUCGCCACGGGCUCCCGGGGAGCGGAGGACGCGUGGAGCUGAGCGAGGACCGCGGGCUGGCAGUGCACCUACGAUAAUGUGUUGUAGAAAUAGAUGUUAAACUUCGGUUUGAAUGAAAAAUGUCUCUCAGCCCACCUAUAUUUCUCAAAGAGAGGGAAGAAAAUAAUUCAAGAUUUGUGGAAAUACAACAACCACAAACUACUUCCAUAGCUGCAGAAGAUCCUCUUCAAAAUUUACGCUUAGCAUCUCAAGAAGUUCUUCAGAAAGCUCAGCAAAGUGGAAGAUCAAAAUGUCUUAAAUGUGGUGGUUCAAGAAUGUUCUACUGCUAUACAUGUUACGUCCCAGUUGAAAAUGUACCUAUGGAGCAGAUGCCACUUGUGAAGCUUCCACUGAAGAUUGACAUCAUUAAACAUCCAAAUGAAACAGAUGGCAAAAGUACUGCUAUCCACGCUAAACUGUUAGCACCUGAAUUUGUAAAUAUUUACACGUACCCUUGUAUUCCGGAAUAUGAAGAAGAGGACCAUGAAGUUGCGCUCAUUUUUCCUGGACCUAAGUCUGUCUCAAUAAAAGAUAUUUCUUUUCAUCUGCAAAAAAGGAUUCAAAAUAAUGUGAGAGGCAAAAAUGAUGACCCUGACAAGCCAUCUAGUAAACGCAAGAAAACUGAAGAACAAGAUUUGAAUGACAACAAGUGCAAAGAGACAACACUGAAAAAAAUUAUAUUUAUAGAUAGCACCUGGAACCAAACAAACAAAAUAUUCACUGAUGAGAGACUUCAAGGGUUGCUACAAGUUGAGUUGAAAACAAGAAAAACUUGCUUUUGGCGCCAUCAAAAAGGAAAGCCAGAUACCUUCCUUUCCACAAUUGAAGCCAUCUACUACUUUCUGGUAGACUACCAUACUGAUAUAUUAGAAGAGAAAUACAAAGGACAAUAUGACAAUCUUCUAUUUUUCUACUCUUUUAUGUACCAGUUGAUAAAGAAUGCCAAAUGCUCUGGAGACAAGGAAACAAGAAAAAUUACUCAUUAGUUUUUAAGAAGCCACUUUUGUUUCUUUAUUUUGUUAAAAUCAAUAAACUUGUAAUUGUG